Molecule: messenger RNA, 1506 nt
Organism: Rotaria sordida
Lineage: Eukaryota; Metazoa; Rotifera; Eurotatoria; Philodinida; Philodinidae
Source: the annotation of a GenBank genome assembly
AUGGAAAACCAUCCACUUAAUGAAGGAUUUAUGUUAUUGUCUAAUAAUCAUAAACAAUCUUCGUCGACAAUAUCUAGUUCAACUUCAUUGAUUGUAAUCAAUCAAAUUUCUACAUCAGAUAAGAUUUCAUCAAUAACAUUUGAUCAUCUUGGUAAACGAGUAUCAAACGAGUCAAUUUAUGAUAAUGAUGAAAUUGACAGUUUCUUGAAAGUUGAUGAUGACAUAUUAAGUAAACAAAUAGUCAAUAGUGGAUCAACAGUUGAUGGCAGUGGUUAUACAACAGAAGAAACAACAGAACAAACUUCUGAGUCCACUACAAAAUCUAGUGAACCAAUAACAAGUCCGUCGGUCACAACCGGUACAAUUACGUCUACAACAACUUCGACAACAACUACAACUAUUCCAUUUGAGCCUCCAACUCUUCCUAAUAAUACAAUGUUUAUUAUGAAAAUUAAUUGUACAAAUGCAAAUAAUACAUUAUUUGAUAUUUUGACAAGAAUCAACGCAACACUUUCUCAUUAUACUUAUAGUGUAUCACCGAAUUAUAAUGAACUUGAGUGUAAUGACUCGACAGCUGAUGUUACAUUAAAUUUUAAUAUUCCUGAUAAUAUUACCAUAUCGAAUGAUUUAUAUGAACUUCUUGAUAAUAUAGCAUUAUCUAUUCCUGUUCCACUAGUUGCAUUAAAUCCAUGUGGUAACAAUGAAACAGUACCAGUUAUAAAUGUUACAUCAUGUUUUCUUAUUAAUCUAUGUCAUUUAUGUGGAAUUCCUCCACGUGGUGUAUGUUUACCUGAGAAUGGUUUAAGUAAAUGUGAAUGUUUUGUUAAUGAAAAUGAUACAUCAAGACCUUAUAUUGGUGAUCGUUGUUUACCACCACCAGAUUUAAUAACAACAACAACAACAACACCACCUAGUUCUCCUUCUCGUUGGACACCAAUUAUAAUUGGUAUUGUAACUGGUUUAGCUAGUCUAUUUUUGGCUACGACAUGUUGCCUUUGGGCACUGGCUGCUUGGCGUCGUCGACGGCAUCAUAAAGAUGAUCUACGAAUCUUUCGUUUAUGGCAUCUACCAAGAGCUAAAGUACCAACAUCAGCUACACAAAAUAAUGUUCAAAAUCCUUUGUAUAAUAAUACAACACCUACAGAUGCUAGUAGUAGUAAUCCAAGUGAAUCUGAUGAUAAUCAAAGUAAUAUAACAGAUAGUACAUUUUUUAAAGAACUUGAUCAAAAAAUGGGUGAAAAUUUACGUGCAACAAUAGCAAGACCAAAUACAAAUGCUCUAUUAUCAAGUUUACCACCAGAUACAAUAUCAACAAUAAGUAGUAAUGAUCCAAUUGAUGAACUUGAUGCAAUUAUUGAUAAUGACGAUUUAAAUUUAACAUUUCAUGAUUCAUUAGAUGAUCUUUAUGAAGAUAAUGAAAUACUUGAAGCUGUAAAUCCAAAUGUUAAAUUACCAAGACCAAAUAUUGAUUCAAAACCAUCAGGCUUUUUUUCGUUCUUUAAUUGA